AUGAUAAUAUGUUUUACCCUUUCAUGUGACAAAUGUAAAAAUAAAGGUGACAGCAAACAAAAUUCAUUUGAAGAAUUAGACAGUCUACUAGAAAACAAUAGUUGUAGUCGUUCAUGCACAGUACCUGGCAUUCAUAUGAACAGAACUAGUGAUCUUUAUAAAUUUUAUGGCUUUUUGUAUAAUAAUGUAUAUUUUAUAGAGGAGUAUAAUGCUGAAGAGUGCGCUUAUUUAAUUGCAUGGAUUGAGAAAAAAAAAAAUGACUAUACAAAAAAAGAAUCAACAAAAAACGAUAUGGAUUUAUGGAAUAAAAAUAUAAAUAUUAUAUAUCAAGAAUUAUGUAAAUUAAGUAAUUGUUUUUUUGGAAAUUGUUGUAAAUGGGGUGAUGCUAUAUCUGCGUGCAAGUAUUCAUUAAGCGCAGAAAAACUUUUAACUUUUAGAUCACCAAUAAGUUAUAUUUUUUAUGUUUGUUUUACACUUUUAAUAACAAUUAUUUUUAUGCUAUUUAAUAUUUCUAAAAUAAAACGGUUUUUCUGUAAUGAGCGUAAUAAAGUUGUAAAAAGGAAAAAUACACAUGGUAAUAAAAGCAUUAGAUAUAAUAAAGAUUUUAAAUCGGGUUUGGAAAGAAAAAGAAUUAAUAUAAUUUAUCAGUCCAAGAACAGUAAAUAA
Messenger RNA from Plasmodium gonderi, 666 nucleotides. Its product is annotated as variable surface protein. The transcript is spliced from 3 exons. The record is from RefSeq and is a predicted model, not a curated record. NCBI's taxonomy places the organism in Eukaryota, Apicomplexa, Aconoidasida, Haemosporida, Plasmodiidae. Bases 1 to 666 code for a protein of 221 amino acids.